UGGACUGCCAGAAGCGACCAUCACUGUCACACAGAAGAAGGUAAAGGAAGUGAUGACCCUCGAAGAUGAAACUUUUUCCAAGUUCUACCGCCAAAUGGAGGAGCUCCCCGUCACCAUAAACAAGGUGACGAUAGACGAAGACUUUGAUGCCAUCUUCGGUCCCCAGGUGCCAAAGCUGACCUCGGAGAUGGUGCAGCACAAGCGAGCGGUGCGCCCGGCGCGUAACGUCCAGUCAUCUAGAAACCCUCUGAAGAUGCUGGCUGCCAGAGAGGACAUCAGACACGAGUACACAGAGCAGAGGCUCAACAUCGGCCUGCUGGAGAGCAAGAGGAUGAAGGCUGAGAAGAUGAAUAAGAACUCUGGGUUCUCUGAUGUGGCUCUUGCUGGUCUGGCCAGCAAAGAGAACUUCAGCAACGUCAACCUGCGCAGCGUCAACAUCUCCGAGCAGAUGUCCAACAACAGCGCCGUGCCUUACAAGAAACUCAUGCUCUUACAGGUCAAAGGUCAGUUGAGUGAACCAGCUGAUCAGACCAUAAACAGACAGGUGCACCUGCAUCCACUACAGGGCUCAACAGGAUAUUUUCUUAAAUUUGUUUCAUCCUACUCUUAGUUGACUUCAUCAUAGUUCCAGCAAUAACACAUUAACGCAUUUUGAGAAGAGUCCAUGUAGAUAUAAUUGACUCUAAUAAAUGCAGCUGUAAUGGCUGAUAGAUGAUGGAAAACACAACUGUCAAAUUUCUAUGACUACCAACAAUUGUUUUCUUGCCCACGUUCCUACAGGCCCAGCUGUCAGUAGAUUGUUGCCAACCUCUGUGCUGCCUGUUCAAUAUUAUUUUACAAAAUGAAAACAAAGUAAUAAGAAUAAUUGUAACUUGGGAGUGAAAUGAGGGGUUUCCAUUACAGAUUUGCGCAAAACGUAAGCUGUCUUUUCUGAUAUGUUGAUAAAACACAAUUGUGAGAUGACCAUGUUUGCGCUGAGUGAUGUUAUGUGACUUCUCCUCUGGCGAUAACAUUCCGAGCCACUGCACUAACCAU
Messenger RNA from Plectropomus leopardus (leopard coralgrouper), 1035 nucleotides. NCBI's taxonomy places the organism in Eukaryota, Metazoa, Chordata, Actinopteri, Perciformes, Serranidae. The record is from RefSeq and is a predicted model, not a curated record.